This is a messenger RNA of Verruconis gallopava, 1038 nucleotides long. RefSeq lists its product as uncharacterized. Gene Ontology annotation, biological process: NADPH regeneration. NCBI's taxonomy places the organism in Eukaryota, Fungi, Ascomycota, Dothideomycetes, Venturiales, Sympoventuriaceae. The transcript has 5 exons. Bases 1 to 1038 code for a protein of 345 amino acids. The record is from RefSeq and is a predicted model, not a curated record. Gene Ontology annotation, cellular component: cytoplasm. Gene Ontology annotation, molecular function: nucleotide binding; oxidoreductase activity.
AUGUCUGUCGGCUUGGCCUUGAUCGGCUCCGGCCACUGGGCGCGGGACGAGCAUUUGCCCGCUAUUUUGGCGAGCAAGCACCUACAACUCAAGGCAGUGUACUCAAGGACCACAAGGUCCGCAAGAACAAUCGCGGAGCGAGCCCCAGGUAUUGAUCUCUACUCUGAAGACGGGGAGUGCAGUUUCGCAGAUAUCUUGAAGAGAGAAGAUAUUUCAGCGUUGUUAAUCUCCUUGCCAAUUGGGAGCCAGGCCUCGUAUAUCAAGGCCGGCUUGUCUGCGGGAAAGCAUGUGCUCUCGGAGAAGCCUGUUGCAGAAAACCUCCAACAAGCCACAGAACUAAUUGACUGGUACAGAUCGUCGAAUCUUGCGUGCACUUGGUCAGUGGCGGAGAACUGGCGGUUCCUGCGUAGCUUCGACCGCGCAGCUGAAGAGAUCAAGAAGCUGGGUAAGAUAAUUGGCUUUCAGGUCCGCCAUUUUACCAAGGUCGAUAAAGACUGGAAAUUCUUCAACACGGAUUGGCGAAAGACUCCCACUCAUCAAGGCGGGUUUCUUUUGGACGGCGGAGUCCACUUAAUUGCCGGACUUCGCCAAUUGCUCGAGGCUGGAAACGAGCGUCUAAAGCAUGUGUCUGCAUUUACCAACUCGAUUGAAGAAUAUCUGCCUCCGGUCGACACAAUCAACGCCAUCGUAAAGACGGAGUCCGGGAUCUCGGGUACGCUGCAAAUCUCGUUCGGAACGACGCUCCGAGGAAACGAAUGGACCGUGGCCUGUGAAAACGGAGUGGUCAGCGUGAUCGAUGUUUUGGAUUCGGUGGUCACCGUGAUGGUCGAUGGCAAGAAGACGAUUCUACCCUUAGCGAAUGAAAAAACAGGCGUGCCACCAGAAGUGAGAGUCUGGGGAAAAGCACUGGCGAAUGGUACUGCUCUAAAGGCGCAGGAGCCAGAGUCAGCACGUGCAGAUCUCGAAAUUAUUGAGCUCAUUUUAAGGAGCGGCGAGAAGGGGGGCUUUCCGAUGGACUGUCGGUUUCAAAAGGUGUAA